AUGGCGUCCUUCGUGCCGGGCCCCGACUUGGUCCAACAAUUCCACCGUGACGGCUUUCUUGUUCUCCGCGCUGAAGAGCAUGGCCUCGUCAGACCUGAGCAGCUUCAGGCCUGGACAAAGGAGGUGCGCGAGUGGCCGGCUGAGAAGGGCAAGUGGAUGCCAUACCAUGAGGUCAACACAGACGGGUCGCGACAACUCAUGAGGACGGAGAACUUUGUCGACUAUCACCCCGAGUUUCAUGCAUUACUGUGCGGCGACGCUUUGGCGAAGAUACUGAAAAGCAUUUCGGGAGAUGUAAGUCAGAUUGGUCCUGUUACAACGAGGGCGAUUGCUGCUUGCGAAAUGUUUGCGGUGACUGACUUGGAAUUCGGGUCGCAGGACAUGCUCCUCUUUAAAGACAAGAUCAACUACAAACUUCGGUCAGGUAACGGGUUUGCGGCACAUCUGGACGCGCCCGCAUAUGACCACAUUGGCAAGAUCGAGCACCUCACAGCGAACUUCGCCGUGGACGAAGCGAGCCCGGAAAACGGCUGCAUCGAAGUCGUUCCGGGAUCGCAUAAGAUGGAGGUCGAACUCUCGCACGGCGGGGCCAUUUCCCGAUCCUGGGAAGACGGCCACGAGUGGACGAAGGUGCCCCUUCGGCCCGGGGAUGUUUUGUUGUUUGGGAGUCACCUCGCACACCGGAGCGCGCCGAAUCGCACGAACAGCAACCGAAGCAGCAUCUAUGCAACAUACCAUGGGAAGAGUGACGGACUGGAUCUGAGACAGAGAUACUAUAAGCAUCGGAGGGAGAACUUCCCGCCUGACCACGAGCGCGUAGCUGGGAAGGAUUAUAGCCAGGGCUAUAAGACGUACGGGUUUGCUGCCCCCUUCAUGUCAGAGAAGCAGGUGGAGCAGGAUAAGGCCAGGGUCCAGCCUGUCCACUGA
This is a messenger RNA of Cladophialophora immunda, 927 nucleotides long. RefSeq lists its product as uncharacterized. The transcript is spliced from 2 exons. The record is from RefSeq and is a predicted model, not a curated record. Bases 1 to 927 code for a protein of 308 amino acids. NCBI's taxonomy places the organism in Eukaryota, Fungi, Ascomycota, Eurotiomycetes, Chaetothyriales, Herpotrichiellaceae.